AUCGAACCAGUCAACUCUACAAACCGGCCGUUGCACACUUCACCAUGUCGCGCCCGUCGUCUAUGGCCCAGCGUCCGCUGACACUCACGGAAGAGCUCGAGAAGCUGGAGCAAUCCAUCACCCUCACCCUGCAGGAGAUCGACCACAACUUCAGCCAAGCUCAUCGUAUCGUCACAACCAGCAUUCUACCCCUGAUCGAGCAAUACUCCGAGAGCUCCCGCGACGUCUGGGAAGGUGCCAAGUUCUGGAAACAAUUUUUCGAAGCCAGCGCCAACGUCUCACUCUCGGGCUACGAAGAGAAACCCGAAGACACCACCACAGCGCUACAAGAGGAUUCGGACCAGUCCCUCAUCGCGCACGAGCGAGACACGCAGCUCACCGCGCAACAAGACGAAUCGCACCUCAGCCUCGACGACCACCGCGAGCACGAACCCGAAUUAGAGUUGACAGCCCUCAGUCUCUCCUCCCACAGCACCCCGCGCCCCUACGCAUCUCACCACCACCACCAAGGCAACCAACAAGCCAACGACACGACCGUCACCUCCAUCGCGCACCCUUCUCCAUACCCCUACGACCUCCACCCAGGCUCCCUGCCCGACGACAGUGAUACCCGCGACCUCGCCCGCGCCGCCGAACUCGCCGACGCAGAGAACGAAGACUCCUUCCUCCCCACCACCCCAGGCAAAUACUCCGCCUCGGCCUCGGCCUCGCGCACCUACCGCUCCACCCAACAACAGCAGCAGCAACAACAACAAUACCCCUACCACCACGACGAAUCCCACACCCCCCUCUCAUCCUCACCCUUCAUCCCACCCGCCCCCACAACCACCCAUGAAGCUUACGAGAACAACAACAACAAUAACAACAACAACGAUGACGAUGAAUAUCAUGAAGACCCCAUCCUGCACCGCUUCCACGACAAGACCUACCGCGUGCAAGCCACCCCACUCUCCAAGAAACGGCAACCACUCAAACACUACCUCUCCACCUCGAAAUCCAUCAAAUUCACCAAUCCCAUGUUCAACUCCUCCACCACCCCACAGAAACCCCCCGCCAAGAAAUCCAAAUACUCCUUCGAUUCCUCCCCGAUCUCCAGCCCAGAGCCCGAGGCCCCGCAACUCCACGCCGAGAUCUUCGAUUCCCCAUUGAAAGGAGGGGCCAGGGCCGCCCAAACGCCCAACACCGGCCGCAGCAAGCGGCGGCCGAGCGCCCAGCACCCGUACUAUCCCCGCGUGACCCCCAAGCCCGGCAUGAGUGUUCUCACCCCGAUGAAGGGUGGGACCGGUCGGCCGGGUGGCGCGGGAGGGUGGGAUAGCGACGAUGAUCUUGAUGGGAUUGGCAGUGGCUACGGCGGCGGCGGUGCAGCGUUCAGUGACGAGGACGAGGAUCUGGGUCCCAGCCCUCCGAAGACGAUGCAGUUCCACAUUCCGCAGAGUCGGUUGAUGAAAACUCCUGCGAAAGAAGCGUCCAGGCGGAUCGUGGAAGACUUGUUGUUCACCGCCGGAGCGAACGAUACCACGGAGGAUAUCGUGGCGGAGCAGAGUCCGAGCGUGAUCCGACGGGUGGAGAAGCUCGAGGAUGAGACUUUCUAGGAUCGAAAUCCAUAUACUGCUAGCCAUAGCCAUGCACGGCUGUUUCUGCUACGGAGAGACUUAAGUGUGCUGUACUGUAUAUACCAAC
This is a messenger RNA of Aspergillus uvarum CBS 121591, 1680 nucleotides long. RefSeq names its product DASH complex subunit ASK1. Bases 45 to 1592 code for a protein of 515 amino acids. The transcript is spliced from 4 exons. Gene Ontology annotation, cellular component: DASH complex; mitotic spindle; mitotic spindle pole body. Gene Ontology annotation, biological process: attachment of spindle microtubules to kinetochore. The record is from RefSeq and is a predicted model, not a curated record. NCBI's taxonomy places the organism in Eukaryota, Fungi, Ascomycota, Eurotiomycetes, Eurotiales, Aspergillaceae.